UGCCCUGCGUGGCGAACCCGCCUCAGCGUUACAGUAAUAGUUGCCCCUUUUGUUCAACCGAUUUCCAUAAUUAUUGUUUGCACCAUUAAAUUAUCUGGGUGUUACACUGUUCCAAACAACAUUUCAAUGUACCUACGCUUUCUACGGUCACGUCUGGGAUCAGCUAAUGAAUUAAAAUCGAUCUACGAGCCUCCUGAGCUGCUCUGAGAUGUCCGAAGCACGCAGUGUUUCUUGAGGAACGUGGAGUAAUGUAAAGUUGAACACUACAGAGGUUGUCGGCACAAUGGGGCUGGAUUUUGAUGUAAAGACGUUCUGUCACAAUCUGCGGGCCACCAAGCCUCCCUACGAGUGCCCCGUGGAGACCUGCCGGAAAGUUUACAAGAGCUACAGCGGCAUCGAGUAUCACCUCUACCACUACGACCACGACAACCCGACUCCUGCGCAGGCUUUGCCCAAUAAGAAGAGGAAGGGCCGACCCCCCCGCGCCUCACUGGCUGCUUCAGGGGAUACAGAUGACGGCGGAGGCAAUGGAGGAGGAGGACAGAGUCUGGAACGGAACACAUCGGGUAGCCCCAACCGGUCGGAGCGCUCCCACUCCCCUGGGAGAGACACCAUGACCUAUGCCCAGGCACAGCGCAUGGUGGAGCUGGAAAUCCAGGGACGUGUUCACCGCAUAAGCAUCUUCGAGAACAUUGAUGUGGUGUCGGAGGAGGACAGCGACGCAGAGGAUGUGCCGCCAUCUGGAGCCGGUAGCUGCGGAGGAGGCGUGUGUAACGGCAGCGACAGUGGAACUAGAGGCAGCGAGGUGGAAGGAAGCGGUAAGGAUCGAUCAGAUAUUCUGUCCUCUAAUGGUGGCAAAGCCACGCCAAAAACUGGGAAGCAUAAGAGUAAGGAUAAGAAGAAGGACGGCUCAUCAUAUCACAACCCUCAGUCUGGUCUUGCGAUCAAACUCCCAGAGGCUGUGUUUCGAGAACUUGAUCAAGAAAGACCUGAUGCUCCUCCUCGGACUUUAUCCUACUACAGGUACAUUGAGAAGUCGGUGGAGGAGCUGGAUGAGGAGGUAGAGUACGACAUGGAUGAGGAGGACUACAUCUGGCUUGGCAUCAUGAACGACAAGCGGCGACGUGACGGCGUGACGCCCAUCCCUCAGGAGGUUUUUGAGUAUCUCAUGGACCGCUUAGAGAAGGAGUCAUACUUUGAGAGCCACAAUAAGGCGGACCCCAGCACCUUGAUCGACGAGGACGCCGUUUGCUGCAUCUGUAAUGACGGAGAGUGUCAGAACAGCAACGUGAUCCUGUUUUGUGACAUGUGCAAUCUGGCCGUACACCAAGAGUGCUAUGGUGUGCCGUACAUCCCCGAGGGUCAGUGGUUAUGUCGGCGCUGCCUGCAGUCGCCGAGCAGAGCCGUGGACUGCGCUCUGUGUCCGAACAAGGGAGGGGCUUUCAAACAGACAGACGACGGGCGCUGGGCUCAUGUCGUCUGCGCCCUUUGGAUCCCAGAGGUUUGUUUUGCCAACACCGUCUUUCUGGAGCCGAUCGACAGUAUCGAGCACAUCCCUCCCGCACGCUGGAAGCUCACCUGCUACAUCUGCAAACAGCGUGGCUCGGGCGCCUGCAUCCAGUGCCACAAAGCGAACUGCUACACGGCGUUCCACGUCACCUGCGCCCAGCAGGCAGGCCUCUACAUGAAAAUGGAGCCCGUCAGGGAAACGGGGGCCAACGGCACGUCCUUCAGCGUCCGCAAAACGGCGUACUGCGACAUCCACACGCCCCCGGGAUCAGCCCGACCUUUAGGAGGAGUGGGCGGGGCCAGCAUGGGGUCGUCUAACAGUGAAGGGGAGCUGGAGGAGGACGACGAGCCCAGCCUCGGCCAGGACGAAGACUCAAAGGGAUGGAGCUCUGAGCGGGCGAAGAGGGCGAAGGCAAAGUCCCGGCUAAAGAUGAAGAGAGCGAGGAAGAUCUUAGCCGAGAGGCGAGCCGCUGCACCAGUGGUGUCUGUGCCCUGCAUACCGCCUCACAGGCUCAGCAAAAUCACAAGUAACUUGACCGUACCCAGAAAGAGCCAGUUUAUGCAAAGACUUCACAGCUACUGGACGCUGAAGAGGCAGAGUCGUAACGGCGUUCCCCUCCUGCGCCGGCUUCAAACCCACCUGCCGUCACAGCGGCACGUCGACCCCAUUCCUCCACAGCCGUCCUCGCAGCCUCCUUCAAGGGACAGCGAGGAGAAACAAUCUGCUUUAAAGGAGCAGCUAAAGGCCUGGCAAAGACUGAGACACGACCUGGAGCGAGCGAGGCUGCUGGUGGAGCUGAUCCGCAAGAGGGAGAAACUCAAGAGGGAGACGAUUAAAAUGCAGCAGAUGGUGCUAGAGUUGCAGCUGACCCCUUUAUUGGUGCUUCUGAGGAGUACGUUGGAGCAGUUACAGGAAAGAGACACAAACAACUUUUUCACUGAGCCUGUACCUUUAGAAGAGGUCCCGGACUACCUGGAGCACAUCGACACUCCGAUGGACUUCCAGACCAUGUGGAACCUGCUGGAGUCUCACCGCUACCUCACUUUUGAGGCCUUCGAGGCCGACUUCGGUCUCAUCGUCAACAACUGCCUGAAGUACAACGCCAAGGACACUGUGUUUUACCGUGCUGCCCUGCGGCUCAGAGAGAUGGGCGGGGCGGUCCUCAGGGUGGCGCGGCGCCAGGCCGAACGGAUCGGCUUCGACUAUGAGACCGGCAUGCACCUCCAUCGCGAGUCCAGCCCCGAAAGCCAGCGUGAGCAGGAGAGAGAGAGGGAGCGGGAGAGGGAACAAGACCGGGACAGGGAACGAGACCGGCCGUCGUCCUCGAACGAAGAUGACCUGCUCUUGCCAGAGAACAGGCGGCGGCUGCCUCUGGACGAGCAGCUGCAUUACCUGCAGGCACGCCUGGACGAGGUGAACUCGGGGAAGCCCAGCAUCGGUCAAUCUCGCAGAGCCAAAGCCCUGAGGAAGGAGAUCAGCGUGAUCAGGAGGAAGCUCGCCCACCAGCGGGACGGAGGCUCCAUCAUCGGGGGCCGGGAUUCUGCGGGAGAACGGGGCUCUUCUCUCCCGCAUCACUCCUCAUCCACAGGACACCACGAUGAGGGCGGCGAGAGCAGCAGCCAGGAGAUCGGUGGGAAAGUUUCAGAGGUGGGCCGUCGGACGUCUGUCCUUUUCUCAAAGAAGAACCCGAAGAUGGCCGGUCCUCCCAAAAGGCCGGGACGCCCACCUAAGAAUCGAGAUGCUGGCUACGCUGGGGCAGGGGUGAGCCAAAGCCCCAUUGGUCCCCCGCAGCUGCCCCUGCUGUCACCAAGCAGGCAGAGGAAGAGGCCCCGCAGCCCCCACACCAGCUCCAGCUCUGACAGCGACAGCGACAACGACCUGCUGCCAGGUUUACCAAGCAACGGUUUUGGUACAGGAAACCAGCCUGUAACCGAAAGCUUCCGGGUGUACAGAAACGAGCCCCGUCUGCCUCGCUCGAGCUCAGACUCCGAGUCCACGACCAGCAGCAGCAGCAGCGCAGCUUCAGACAGAACCAGCACAACGCCUUCCAAGCAGGGCAGAGGAAAGGCUUCGUUCUCUCGCUCCACCUUCCAUGAAGACAGCAGCGAGGAAACGUCAGGCACAGAAAAUGACUCCUACUCUGUCGGAGGAUCGCGGAGUGUUUCACACUUGGUGCGUGGCCGGGACAGGUCGGGAUGCUGGAUGACAUCAGACGAUUAUUCCUCCCUGGAGGCUCUGGACCUGGUGUGGGCCAAGUGCAGAGGUUACCCUUCGUACCCUGCCCUGAUCAUUGACCCAAAGAUGCCCAGGGAGGGGGUGUUCCACCGCGGCGUCCCCAUCCCGGUUCCUCCCUUGGAUGUGCUGAAACUUGGAGAGCAAAUGACCCAGGAGGCCAGGGAGCACCUGUUCCUCGUCCUCUUCUUUGACAACAAGAGAACUUGGCAGUGGCUGCCCCGCUCUAAGCUGGUGCCGCUCGGCGUGGACCAGGAGCUGGACAAGGAGAAGAUGCUGGAGGGCAGGAAGUCCAACAUUCGUAAAUCCGUGUCCGUGGCCUACCACCGUGCCAUGCAGCAUCGCAGCAAAGUCCAGGGGGACCCGAGCAGCGAAACCAGCGACAGUGACUGAGUACAGGCAACAAGAAUACGUGCCGGGGCCUCGCAAAAGUUGUCAAAUGGACACAACCGCAUAGAGCCCAGCUCCACAUCGUAAACGGCAAUACAACGGUGCAUAAAGCAAAAAGUGUGUAGGGACGUCCUGCCACUUUGGUCCCACGACACACACCUUCAUGCGCACUAAGCUAUAUUUAAUUUGACAUGUAAAAAAAUAAUGUAUUUAAGAGAAUUGAAGAGAAAAAUUAUUACUAACGAUGGCGGAAAAUUAUGUUCCGAAUCAUAAAUCAAAAAUAUUUUAUGUGGUCUAUUAUGUUUAAAACUAAAUAAGUUUACAAAGUUAAAAAGUUUGAUCAGUAUAAGGAGACGCAAAGUCUUCCUAACCACAUCUUUUUUUUCUCACACGUACAACCACACUGUUAUCUUCCAUCUCAGCUGAGAAAUGCAUGUGUUACGUGUACAGUAACUGCACACCCAAUGUGGGGCAAGGCUGCAGAGCCACCAGAACGUAUUUCCAUCAAUCAUUUACCACUCCAAGGAAAGAAGAUAAGAAGAAAAAACUGUUGUUUGUUGAAGAAGCAGAAAGAGGCAACAUGAGCAAAUUAUGUUACUGUAAUUUAUUCCUUUUUGUUAACAGCAUUUCAUCAUGGAAUACUUCAGAUCACUCCAGGUGCACAAGAUAUGUGCCGUGUAGUUUUCUUUUUUUAACGAUUUUGUUAUCAAAUGUACCUGUCACUCUGACCAGUGGUCAAUCAAUAAUGAGGACUGAGAAGAAACACGAUAUUCUCAUUGUCUGUUUUAGUCUCAGUGACGGCUGUAGAUCUUUUGUAUACACAGAUUGCAUAAAAAAAUACAAUUUUAAUAAAAAAAAAGAAAAGAAAAAGAA
This is a messenger RNA of Austrofundulus limnaeus, 5005 nucleotides long. It is a transcript of the gene brpf1, whose product is annotated as bromodomain and PHD finger containing, 1. Gene Ontology annotation, molecular function: protein binding. The coding region runs from base 284 to 4135 and encodes 1283 amino acids. The transcript is spliced from 16 exons. NCBI's taxonomy places the organism in Eukaryota, Metazoa, Chordata, Actinopteri, Cyprinodontiformes, Rivulidae. Gene Ontology annotation, biological process: regulation of transcription by RNA polymerase II. The record is from RefSeq and is a predicted model, not a curated record.